Molecule: messenger RNA, 201 nt
Organism: Necator americanus (New World hookworm)
Lineage: Eukaryota; Metazoa; Nematoda; Chromadorea; Rhabditida; Ancylostomatidae
Exons: 2
Coding region: 1-201 (66 amino acids)
Source: RefSeq, a predicted model, not a curated record
AUGGAGCAUGGCAUUUCUGAUCAACAAGCACCCUCGCUAGCAGUGCUUAACGCUAGUCCGAGUGAAGCCAGCGGCGGUCCCACCUUGAUCCCAAUCUCCAGUUCCAUUGCGCCGCUUCGGAAGCAGCCAUUCAUGCAACUUCACCGAGCUCCUGGUAGUUUUGACUCGAAUUUGUGGCCAUGUUAUUAUGCGAUCAACUAA